This is a messenger RNA of Aethina tumida (small hive beetle), 2185 nucleotides long. RefSeq names its product IQ and ubiquitin-like domain-containing protein. Lineage: Eukaryota; Metazoa; Arthropoda; Insecta; Coleoptera; Nitidulidae. The record is from RefSeq and is a predicted model, not a curated record. Bases 104 to 2155 code for a protein of 683 amino acids. The transcript has a single exon. Gene Ontology annotation, biological process: cilium assembly. Gene Ontology annotation, cellular component: motile cilium; acrosomal vesicle.
UUGAUAUCGAAAUUUGAACACUGUAAGAUCAAUAAUUCCGUUACCAAGCAACAUAUAAACUUGUUUUCUCCAAGAAUUUACCCCAGUUUAGUGGUGGCUGAAAAUGAGUGAGGGCUCAAGUGAACACACAAAUGACUACAAAAUUCAAUCUCAAGUCGAAACCAUUUUGGUGCAAGAAAAGCAAAUCAUCGUUAAGUACUUCUUGGAAACCACUAAGAAGCUGCUCUUCACCAACUCCUAUAGCCCAACAUGUCUGGUGGCUUCCAUCAAAAAGAACAUCGAACGGUACUUCAACGUACCCUUCGUCAACAUCAUACUGAAAGUCGGCAAUCGAAUCUUGGAAAACGAAGACAAAAUCGGCGACUUCGGAAGCGACGAUUUCGGCAUCCUGGAAGUAACGCUGGCCUUCACCAACGCCAAUUUGAAACUGGAACCGGAGGACGUGACGCAAAUCUAUCAGCACGUGCCCCCCGUUUUGCCGGACGUGCUCACCGUGCAGGUGCCCACAGAGGACAAGGGGGUGUACAACGUGGUGGUGGAAGUGGAGAACAAGUGCAUUUACAAACCGAAUUUGGGCGGAUACCAAAAUAGGGCCACCGGCGUCGAGUACCACAAUGCUUAUAGCCAAACCGGACCGAACAGACCACGGAGGCCGGGCGUCCUUUUCAAUCACAGAGACACUCAGACCGCGUCGCCGAAAAACAAAACGGUGGAGGUCGGCGUGUCGAAGUGCACACAGGCCAACGGGAUCUCGCCUUGGGUUCCCGAGGUAACCGAUAAGAUUAUCGUGGCGAAGAAGUACGAGACGGCCGAGGAGAAGGAGACGAGGCUGGACGUUAUGGGGAAAGUCAGACAUUUGCAGAGGUGCAUUAGGGCUUGGAUUUUGAGGAGGAGAAUAAGGCACCUGAGUGGCGAGUAUAGGAGGUUGCUGAAGGAAGAGAAAGAACGGGAGAUAAAAGAGGAGGUGGAGAACGCCGAACGACUGAAGAAAGAUUUGAUAAAUAAGGCUUUCCCAGUUAAUAAAGAGGAUUUUGAUAUGGUUUACAGCAUGAUAGAACGUUGGAAAAAGGCUGAGAUUGAUAAAAUAACCAGGUAUUACUGCGGACCUGCAAAGAUCGUGGAGUUUCAGAUCCUCUUGGACAAAGAAAUCGAGUUGCUGCAUUCUGUGGACAAGAUCAAACAGAAGGUGGCCGAAGAUGUGGAGACGCAAAAAGUGGUUAAUUUCUUCAAAAGCAUAGGUAUGCCUUUGAGAUGGACGAGUGACUACAAGAACAUCAGUAUUGAAAUGGACACCAUUGAGACGCAAAAGGGACGAGAAUACUUUCAAAUGUAUAAAUCACUGUGCGACAAAACCUUAUCCACAGAACAAAAGCUGGAGCUGUACAGUAGAAUCAAGCAACAUUUGGGGGACCACAAGUGCCCAACAACGGAAGAAAUGCAUAAGUUGAUAGACAGAGUGGGCUUGAUGCUGGCCAGGGGUAUGUCCAAAAUCCACUAUAUGUCCGUGGAAAAAACAAUUCAAAAGCUGAUGCUCCACCACUUCCAACAGCCCGAAUGCAACGAAGGAGUGACCGACAGAAUGAUCCGCUUGAAAGAGGAACGCAUGAAGAACAAAUUGAUCUGCUGCAAAAGCUGUCAGAAAUUCAAAACAAUGGACUCGUUCGCCCUGAAUGCCAGAAUGACCAGAACGAAUGUGUGCAAUUCGUGCCACUGGCUGAACAAAGGCGAGGACCCACUGGUCGACAUGUCCCCGUACAAGUACAUCCUAAAACAGAUACGCAAAUAUGAACUGGAACACCACGGCAGCACUUCCGCCGCAAUGAUCGUCACGGUUAACGAUGUGUAUCACAUCAUUGACAAUAUUUGGCACGGAAAAUCGGCGCUGAGCGAAUGCAACGACGUCCACCAAUUGCGCCUGAUACGGUGGAAUAGAAAACGGCAGUGGUCGCCUUGGAACUGCGUACCGUUGACCAGCGAGGAAUGCAAGGCCCACAUAAGGAUAAAGGAGUUGAGCGACGUGUACGACGAACAUUUUAUGUCCACGGUGUUUGCUAAACAUGCCCUGGCCAAAAUCCAAUUCAGGCAUUUGAGGUUUGUCGAAAAAUGUUUGAGCGAAGAGUGCGACAGCUCUUCGGAAAAUGUCACUCAUGUUUAAGGAAUGUGCAAUAUGUAGUUUUUUAGUGUA